Messenger RNA from Drosophila montana, 975 nucleotides. Its product is annotated as target of Myb protein 1. The record is from RefSeq and is a predicted model, not a curated record. Lineage: Eukaryota; Metazoa; Arthropoda; Insecta; Diptera; Drosophilidae. The coding region runs from base 553 to 975 and encodes 140 amino acids. The transcript has 4 exons.
CUACAAAGCCAUUCAAAAUGACGCAAAGUUUUUGAAUCGCUCGCUUAACUGAUUAUGGUUGUGAAAAUAUAUGAAGAGAGAGAGGAAAAAAGAAAAACUCUAACGGAAGGAUUUUACAUCUAGCCAGUAACCAUUUAUGCUUCCCUAAUAGUUGUAACAAAUGAACUCUUCUGUAGAUCGAUAAUUGCUCUUGCACUACACAAAUUAAUGUAAAUUAAUGUUAUUUAACAGGUAUAUACAAAUAUUUUCAUAUCAGUAUCUUAUUAGAGUAACUUAACUUAUUUGGACAACAGUUCGUAGUGUUUGCGAUAUAAGCAUUAGAAGUGUGUUAUCUAAGAAAACAAAUGAAAGUGUAAAUGGCGCGCCUCUUAAAUAACCCGAAAGUUGAUUUAGUCGAAAAGUGUUAAAACAAGUGCAAAUAUGUUGAUUUCAAAUUGAUUGCAAAUUCUCAAGCAUAUAUAUUGCAAAAAGAUAGCGCUAAUGAUCUUGUUGGACAUUGAACUGCUUUAAGCAAACUUCAAUUCGUCUUUAUGCGCAUAUCACUAAUUUGAAAUGAUGAGUUAUCAGAAGGGAAAAUCACGCCAUUUUACGGUGAACGGUCUGAGCGCUAAUAACACGCUUCAGCAGCAACAGUAUAACCUGCAACAGCAGCAGCAGCUGCAGCCAGCGACUGACACACGCAACAUCUACAACAAUCCUUACAACCCACAGCCCCAACAACAGCAACCACAACAACAACAACAACAACAGCAGCAACAACAACAACAACGCACCGCACACCUAUUUAAAGCGCUGGCUGCCUCUGCUGCUGUAAGCGGUAACAAUAGCUUGAACCAUCCGUACGACUUCUCUAACUCAUCCUCAUCGUCGAAUGCCAACAACGAGCAGCAAGGAUCAUCAUCAUCGGAAGCCGAUAAUGCGUUUCUAACUCAUAAUAACGCUCGAGCAAUUAAAAGGAAAACUUUGGAGCCUUAA